AUGAGCCUGGACGAUGAUGCCAGCUGGCUAGAAUGGGUCACCAAGCAGUUUGAAAGCAUCGCCGGGGACGACAAAGAGAUAGACCUGGAAGAGUUUAAAACUGCUCUCAAAGUCAAAGAGUCUUUCUUUGCAGAGCGGUUCUUCGCCCUGUUUGACGCUGACGGCAGCGGCUCCAUCAGCCUGGACGAGCUCCUCAAGGCUCUGGACCUGCUCAUCCACGGCAGCGAGACCGACAAGCUCAAGUUCCUGUUCCAGGUGUACGACGUGGAUGGCAGCGGCUCUAUCGACCCUGACGAGCUGCGUACGGUGCUGAAGUCAUGCCUGCGCGAGAGCGCCAUCUCCCUGCCGGAGGAGAAGCUGGACGACCUGACGCUGGCGCUGUUCGAGUCGGCCGACAAGGACAACAGCGGCUCCAUCACCUUCGAAGAGCUCAAGGCCGAGUUGGAGACUUUCCCAGAAGUCAUGGAGAACCUCACCAUCAGUGCUGCUAACUGGCUGAAGCCUCCACAGCAGGAGCAGAAGAAGAGGAAGCCCCCUCGGUACCUUACCCCAGCCUACUGGCAGAACAACAGCCGCAAGCUGCUCUUCCUGUGUGGCUACUCCUGCCUCAACUUCCUGCUCUUCAUGGUGGCCAUGCUGCACAACAGCCAUGGCGGGCCCUGGUACAUGGUGGCCAAGGGCUGUGGGCAGUGCCUCAACUUCAACUGCACCUUCGUCAUGGUGCUCAUGCUGCGGCGCUGUAUGACCUGGCUGAGGGCCACAUGGGUGGUCAGAGUGCUCCCUCUGGACCAGAACAUCCUGCUGCACCAGAUGGUGGGCUACGCCAUCCUCUCCUUCACCCUGGUUCACACCAUGGCACACACCAUGAACUUCAUCAGCCUGUCUCAGAGCAGCAGCUUCAGCCUGUGGGAGUACCUGUUGACCACUCGCCCGGGGGUGGGCUGGGUGCAGGGCACAGCCUCGCUGACCGGCCUGCUGCUGCAGAUCUUCAUCUGCCUCAUGGUGUUCUGCUCCAGCACCUUCGUACGGCGCAGCGGACACUUUGAAGUGUUCUACUGGUCCCACCUGUCCUAUGUGUGGGUGUGGACUCUGCUGGUAAUCCACUGCGCCAACUUCUGGAAGUGGUUUUUGGUUCCGGGCGUGGCCUUUCUGCUGGAGAAGCUGGUGGGCGUGGCCGUGUCUCACAUGGGUGGGCUCUACAUCAUCGAGGUCAACCUGCUACCCUCCAAGGUGACUCAUCUGGUGAUCAAACGGCCGCAGUUCUUCCACUUCAAGCCGGGAGACUACGUCUACAUCAACAUCCCCGACAUCGCCAAGUACGAGUGGCACCCUUUUACCAUCAGCAGCGCCCCGGAACAGUCAGACACUCUCUGGUUGCACAUCCGUUCGAUGGGCCAGUGGACCAACCGCCUGUUUGAGUACUUCAGACAGCCAGAGAGUGACGUCCUCGGCACCAAGAGACUCAGCACCAGCCUGAAGAACCGACAAUGCCAGAGGAAGACCCAGGCCUCUGCCAAGAUGAGUGACAACCACAGGUUCAGUAACAUUAAGUGCUAUCUGGAUGGGCCGUAUGGGACUCCGACCAGACAGAUCUUUGCUUCUGAACAUGCUGUGUUGAUCGGGGCUGGCAUUGGGAUCACACCCUUCGCCUCCAUCCUGCAGAGCAUCAUGUACCGCUACCGCAUGAGGAAACAGAACUGUCCUAGCUGCAGCUACUCCUGGUGUGAGAACAUCAAGGACAACGACAUGGUGCUGAGGAAGGUUGACUUCAUCUGGAUAAACCGUGACCAGAAGUGCUUUGAGUGGUUUGUUAGUCUGCUGACCAAACUGGAGAUGGACCAGGCUGACGAGGAACCAGAAGGACGCUUCUUGGAGAUGCAUAUGUACAUGACUUCAGCCCUGAGCAAGAACGAUAUGAAAGCUAUCGGCCUGCAGAUGGCGCUAGACCUGCUGGCCAAGAAGGAGAAGAGGGACUCCAUCACAGGCCUGCGGACACGCACCCAGCCUGGGAGGCCUGAGUGGGGCAAGGUGUUCCAGAAAGUGGCGGAGGAGAAGAAAGGCAAGGUGCACGUGUUCUACUGUGGUUCUCCAGCUCUGGCCAAAAUCAUCAAGGCCCAGUGUGAGAACUUUGGGUUCCACUUCUACAAGGAGAACUUCUGAGUGGCCUGCUCUCCUCUCCCCUAGCUCUCAGUCUUGCUCUCACAGACUCACCCUCGUGUUCGUUACAGAUUAGUAUUGUGCAUGUGAUGAUCGCUCUUUCUACAUGUGGUGUCUUCAAGCUCUUCAAACUGUACUAUGCCAGAAUAUAGUGUGUGUGCAUAUGUGUGUGUAUGGGUUUGUGUUUAUGAAUGUUGUUCCAGAAUGCAUACACGUGUGCAUGAUUUGGGAUAUCUGCCUUCAAACUAUAAUGCCUGCCUUUUCUUUGUGUCUGUUUUGUCACAUUUUAACUCUUAACCGCUUAGGAACUAGACGUAAGCAAUUUCUGGUAUUUGCUUGUUGUAUUGCUGUUGUUGCAAAUGGA
Messenger RNA from Hypomesus transpacificus, 2521 nucleotides. It is a transcript of the gene nox5, whose product is annotated as NADPH oxidase, EF-hand calcium binding domain 5. Gene Ontology annotation, biological process: defense response; superoxide anion generation. The coding region runs from base 1 to 2160 and encodes 719 amino acids. The record is from RefSeq and is a predicted model, not a curated record. The transcript is spliced from 15 exons. Gene Ontology annotation, cellular component: NADPH oxidase complex; plasma membrane. Gene Ontology annotation, molecular function: calcium ion binding; superoxide-generating NAD(P)H oxidase activity. NCBI's taxonomy places the organism in Eukaryota, Metazoa, Chordata, Actinopteri, Osmeriformes, Osmeridae.